This is a messenger RNA of Salvelinus namaycush (lake trout), 4925 nucleotides long. Its product is annotated as homeobox protein SIX5-like. The coding region runs from base 1 to 2862 and encodes 953 amino acids. The transcript is spliced from 3 exons. Gene Ontology annotation, cellular component: transcription regulator complex; nucleus. NCBI's taxonomy places the organism in Eukaryota, Metazoa, Chordata, Actinopteri, Salmoniformes, Salmonidae. The record is from RefSeq and is a predicted model, not a curated record. Gene Ontology annotation, molecular function: RNA polymerase II cis-regulatory region sequence-specific DNA binding; DNA-binding transcription factor activity, RNA polymerase II-specific. Gene Ontology annotation, biological process: regulation of transcription by RNA polymerase II.
AUGGCUUCCUUGUCUUUGGAGUCUGCAGAACAAUCUGAGAAUAGCACGGAGGAGUCUACCCAAGAGGCCGCCCUGGUAAAAGAGGAGACGGAUCCGGAUGAAGUCUCAGAACAAUUGCUAAAAACUUUCCAGAACUCGGCGCUCAGCUUUUCGACAGAUCAAGUAGCAUGUCUGUGCGAAGCCCUUCUACAGGCGGGUAAUGUGGAUCGCCUGUGGAGAUUCCUAUCAACCAUCCCUCCUUCGGCCGAGCUGCUACGUGGCAACGAGACGCUCCUCAAGGCCCAGGCACUGGUCGCUUUCCACCGGGAAGAAUUCAAGGAGCUGUACGCAAUAUUGGAAAGCCGCGACUUCCACCCCAGCAACCAUGGGUUCCUGCAGGACCUCUACUUGCAGGCGCGCUACAAGGAGGCGGAGAGGUCCCGAGGUCGUUGCCUGGGCGCCGUGGACAAGUAUCGACUUCGGAAGAAGUUUCCCCUGCCGAAAACAAUCUGGGAUGGAGAGGAGACUGUGUAUUGUUUCAAAGAGAAGUCUCGCAAUGCACUGAAAGAGUGUUACAAAAGCAACAGGUACCCCACUCCGGACGAGAAGAAAAACUUGGCCAAAGUGACUGGACUCUCCCUCACGCAAGUCAGCAAUUGGUUCAAGAACCGACGGCAGAGAGACCGAACCCCGUCCGGUACCAACAGCAAAAGUGAGUCCGAUGGCAACCACAGCACAGACGAGGAGGGUGAUGACAUCUCAGACAAACCAGAGGACAUUGUGGGCUCCACAGCCUCCAUCUCCCUUUCUGGCACCCCCUGCAGCACUGGAGGCCAGCUCUUCCUCAACGGGGCAGGUGGGUUCCUCACCGCCUCCCACCCCUUACUCAUCAACGGGGGCUCCCUGAUCUCCGGGGCAGGGGGUGGGGUCAUCAUCAACGGGCUGACCCUGAGCGAUGGUCACACGGUUACCCUCAGCCCCAUAUCGGCUAACUCACCUCUGCUCUUCAAUGGAGCGCAGGUCAUAUCCAAGAGCAGUGAGGUUGUGCAGGAUAUGGGUCUUGAGGGCCAGGGGGUUAUGGCCAUGGAGGCCCAGCCCAGCUCUGCCAUCUCCCUCCCUCUGACAGAGGAUCUUAAGACGGACAAUGUAAGCCUGACGAACCCCUCAACCAUCCCCACCCUGGACUUCAUCAAUGUCCCAGAGGGGAUUGUUCUCAAAGCAGAGGACAUCCAGACAGUCUCUCCUUCCCCCUCCUCUUCCUCCUUGUCUUCCCCCUCAACAUUCUCCCCCACCUCCCUUCCCUCCCUGGUUCUGACUCAAAAUGGCUGCCUCUCCGACACCCUCACCCUUCCAGUCUCUAUGUCCUCUCCGGGCGUGGUCAUCUCCAGCCCUGUAGUGGGCCUCCCCAGCCAGCAGGGGGAGUAUGUGGUGUUUGCCACGGCUGGUUCUCAGCUCACCCCCUCCAGCUCCAUCUGCCAGGUGGUGUCCUCCUACAGCUACUCCACCCCACAGGUAUUCUCCCUGCCUCAGGUGGUGCCCUCCAUCCAGGGUGUCCCCGUAUCCCAACUGGUCCAACACAACCCUGGAGGCCAGAUGUCCCAGUGUCCCCAGUUAAUCCCUGUGUCCCCCCUCACCUCCUCUCUCCCCCAGGGCACCCUCUCCCAGUUCCAGGCCCACCAGACUCUGAACAUCGCCCCCCGCCUCGCCCAACCCCUCCCCCAGCAUCAUACUAGUUCCUCUACGUUGGGAGAGGGAACCCCCAUCCUCUCCCUGUCGCAGCUCCCCAACGGACAGCUCCCCCAGGGACUCGCACUCCAGCUGGGUGACCAGACCUCAGCUACCAUCCCCACUCUGACCCAGAUCCAGUCCCCACUAGGCCAUCACCAGAUCAUCUCUCAGUCCAAAGAGACAACCCCAGGCCAGUUGGUUCCCCUCUCCCUGCCCCAGCUGGUACCUGUCUCCUCCACGGGACAACUCUCCUUCCCUCAGAUGGGCCCGUCCACCCCUUCUCUAUCUGGAUCUGGUGGAGCCUUCCAGAUCCUAACCUCAGCCCCUGGAGGUGGGAUGACUCAGGGGCCCUUCAGGAUAAACCAGCUGGGACCCCUCCAGACUGUAGGCCCCCCGACCAGCAUGGCUCCUGGUGUCCAGCUCCUCAACUCUGGGGUCAUUCAGCUCCCCUCCGCCUCGCCAGGGAAUCUCCUCUAUGGUGGAAGCCCCAUCCUGAGUUACCAGAACGGCAAGCUGAUCCUAACUAUCCCAGCUGGCAUCCAGUUCGGCAGUCUGCCCAUGAAUCCCGUCCCUGAGGCUUCUAACCACCACACCAAUGGAGUAGGCUCUGGACUCACCCUCAACCCUGUCAUCCAACCUACACCUACCCUCCUCCCAGUCUCCACCUCCGUCCCAACGUCCAACACCCUCCAGACGUCCCCCCUCUGCUUCAUCAACUCCUCUCCGCUCUACUGCACUCCUGAGAUGGGUGUCCCCACCAAUCAGCCCCUCUCCACCACCUCCCCACACACCCUGGACCUCUCUGCCACCCACACUCCUCCCAAUGCCCUCACCCCAGAGAGCAUGCUCUCCCUCAGCCCCAUGUGCAGCGGAGUGACCCCCACCACUCAGCUCUCCCACACCACCUGGAGCCCUGUCCCCCUCUCCACCUCAGCCAGCCUGACUAUGUUUGACGUCCGUGGGAAGGGAGAUCUGCCCGAGGACCCGCCUCUGCUGGACCUACCUGGAGGCGAGGCCCUGCUACUAGGCAGCCCCUCUCCAGAACAGGAUGUGGACAGGGGGUCGCCGUUGGGGGACCCAGUGGAGAUGGAUGGAGACUCCAAGAUCCUCACCCAGCUACAAUCAGUCCCUGUGGAUGAUGGGUUGGGGCUGUAAUCCAGUCCCCCAGCCCUCACCACCACAAACUGUUACAGAACAAUCUGGAAGGUUUUGUUUGUCCGACCUCAGUGCUCCCCUGGCUAGGUUCGCAUUGAGGAGUGGACAGGCUUUGACUCGUAUGAGAAAGGUGCUUUGACUAAAUAAAUCCUUUGCCGAUGAUCCUUUGGAUAAACCGUCAUGGGAUUGGCUGAUUGUAUGCAACACGGAAUGACCUGGAGGAUGGCCUUUCAUACAGGCUAGCCUAUUCCCUGAUUUCUGUUACUCAACUGUCCACUGCUUAGUCUCCACAAUUUAAGCACUCAUCUGCCUUCCAUAAGCCUAGAGCCCUUCCUGUGUCCAGUCAGAGCACAACGUUUAUUUGUAAGGACAUUCUGCUACUUUUAUGCACAGAUGUCCGUUUCAGCCAAGACUAUUUGUACUACAAGGGAAUGAAUGCCUCGGGUUUUAUUUGGUGUUGGUUGAGCAGUAUGCCACGGCCAGGCUCUGUCUUAAGUCUCUAAACACAGUCAAAUGCAGACAGACAAGUGUUCAGUCCUGUUGAGUUGGUGGUUCUGAAUGGCUGCUCACUCUAGUGCUGGUGUAGUUUGAGUGCUGCUUUGAGUAUUGGCCUCUCUGAAGGCAACAGAGAGUGGACUGACAGUGGCACCAGAGACCCCGGACCUCUAGCAUUGAGAUGGACUGUGUACUCCUCUCUGUCAAAACUGGUCAGCAGUGUCACCGCAUCAAGGGCGCAGGCUCAUCAUUUAACUACAGGUUGGUAUAAAUGCUAAGCGCUAUGGCAUCUGAGGUAUGUAGGAGGAAAUGGGAGUCCCCUGAGAUUUCUUUAAAAAAAAAAAUGUACUCUAUGCAUGCAUUGAUUGCAUAGAGUAAUUUUUUUUUUUAAAGAAAUCCUCGUGUAAAUAUGACCAUGUGACACAGAUAUGACAUGUAUUACAAACAGUAUGUAAGCAAGUCUAAUUGGGAUAGACCAAGCUUUAUUAAAGACAGCCUUUUUAUACACUAUGAAAUCUAAUGCGCGUGCACUACAAACGCCUGAUCACAUUGCUGGAUAUUUCUAGUUGAAUGCGCCACAAUCGUACACUACAUUGUAUAUUGCGUCUAUGAAUGACUUUUUUUGUGUGUUCUUAUUACUUGUAUGGGUUUGAUCUAGACCUAGUAAGUGCCUUAUUAUCCAGUUGCUGAGGUUGGUGGGCCAGUGUGUUUUUGCCUUAUGUAUCUUCAAAGUGAAGAAUGUGUUCUACUCUUGACAAAAUGUAAGCAUCAUUGAUACAAGCUACUUCCCACAUUGAUGUUGAAUGUGAGUUUUGUGAUAACCCUUAACCCUCUUGAACUCCAGAGAAACGUAAUCGAAUGCUCUGUCGCGCGGCAGUUGCUCGUUUAGCGUGACUAACGCCUACCAUGACAUAAAUCACCAUUGAGAUCUCCCUCAUUGUACGUUUUGCACAUUUUCGUCCUUGUCAUGUUUACGUCUUUGGUGAUGGCCAGAUUCUAUUCUGAAAACCUGCUGCCUUUGCUCUGUUCUUGACUAAUUGCGCUCACUGUUCUGAAGGGGACGGGAUAGGUCGAAUCAGCUGGUUGAGUUUCAGGCAGCCUCUGUCUAUCCUGAUAUCAGCAACAGUGAGUCAUGAAGCCCUGAGAGCAGGCGACAGGUCUCCUAGAAUGGAAUGCUAUCCAGCGAGACGUGGUGCAGAUGUUCUCUCCAUAAACUUUUUCAAAUACUCACCAUCUCUCUCUAACCACAGCACAGAUGGCAAUUAGUUCUCUGGCCAAUGGUACAACACUACUCUUCAGUGUCACUCCCAACUGUAUGUUUUUGUUUCUUGUGUAUUUAAAGCAUGUAUCAAUCAUUUUCUAGUAGUAACUUUGAAUGGAAAAAACGAGCAGUCCAUGAGGAAAUUGGACAGGAAAAAGCAUCGAUGGACCUUCCCAGAGGCUGGCUGGUUGUACAGUCUCAGAAUAAUGUGUACAGUCGUGGCCAAAAGUUUUGAGAAUGACAAAUAUUAAUUUUCACCAAGUUUGCUGCUUCAGUGUCUUUUAGAUAUUUUUGUCAGAUGUUACUA